Molecule: messenger RNA, 1398 nt
Organism: Prunus avium (sweet cherry)
Lineage: Eukaryota; Viridiplantae; Streptophyta; Magnoliopsida; Rosales; Rosaceae
Product: FBD-associated F-box protein At5g38590-like
Molecular function (GO): protein binding
Source: RefSeq, a predicted model, not a curated record
AUGCCGAAACGAAAGGCUAAGCGUUCCGAAUGGACAUAUGGGAAACGCAAAAAACUUCCAAUCAAUUUGGGUGACAAGGGAGAGACUUAUUCGGAGGUGGAUCGGAUUAGUCAGCUGCCUGACGCCAUUCUAAUUAGCAUUCUUUCCCUACUGAGCAUUAGGGAGGCAGCAAGAACUUGUUUCCUCUCUAAGAGGUGGAUCUAUGUGUGGAAACAUGUUACAUGUCUCAACUUCGACGACAUAGAUGCAUUAUAUAAACCGUCGAAGAAAAGAGGACAAGCAACACCCAGUUACAAUUGGGUGAACCAAGUCCUGCAAUUGCACCAGUGUCCAUCCUUAGAUGCAUUCAGAAUUUGUUCUUCCUCAACCUAUAUCGGGCCUAGUAGUUCUGAAAUUGACAAUUGGAUUGAGUUCGCAAUGCGGAAGAGAGUUCAAAGGCUUGAGAUAGAUUUGGAAGCAGGUAGACUUUCUCCUUUUUCUUAUGCCAGUUAUAUAUUUCCAAAUAAGCCAUUUAGAAGCCCUUUCGGCGUUUCCUGCAUCAAGUCCCUUAAACACCUCUCUUUGUCCUUUGUAAACAUAACCGGUGAACUUGUUGAGCACUUUCUAUCACAUUGUGAACUCCUUGAGCAUCUCUGUGUUUCUUGCUCGGAUCAAUUAGUAACUUUGAAAGUUGCCGGUUCGUCACUCCGGUUGAAGUUCCUACAAAUAAGUGACUGCAUGUGUUUAGAAAAAAUUGAGAUUUGUGCUCCUAAUCUCGUGUCAUUUAUUUAUCACGGAAUGCUGGGUUUUUAUGACAGUAUUCGUUUGAGGCAUGCACCCUUGCUUGUAAAUGUAUCUCUUGCAGAAAGUACUAGGUCUAUAGUUCCAACUUUUCUUUCGGUUAAAAGUUGUCUUCCUCAGCUGGUGACUCUCAAUCUCAACUUGCACAUGAAUCUGAAUAUGAGUGAAAUGGUGAGGCACCCAGAAUUUCCAGAAUUAACUUGUCUCAAGGACUUAACAUUGAAUGUUGUCGCAAGUGAUCGGCAAAGCCUCCUUAAUUUGACUAAAUUGAUAGAGCGGUCUCCUUUCUUGCAUAGAUUUACAUUGGAGCUGAGAUGGGCACGAGUGCCAUGUCUGAGGAAUAUGCAGACGGUUAAUAAAUGUCCUCAUCAGUGCCUUAAGGUGGUGAAAUUUUCUGGGUUCGUUGGGUCUAGUAUCGACACUGAGCUUGCCAUGUACUUCGCUGAGAAUGCCAUAGCACUGGAAACGUUUAUUGUCGAUCUCAGAAAGGUUGUGGUUGAAGAAUCCACUCUAUUGUCUGAAUUAGUUACAACCCAGAAACAAUUGAGGGCAGCGCGAAAGCGUGCUUUGCAGAUUGGUAAAAAACUACCUCCAGGAGCUGAGUUAAUUGUUUUGUAA